GAGCGACUAUCGCACAUCUGUUCGGGGCGACAGGUUUUCUCAGUUGAUCGAUCAGUAGCGAAGAACGCCCUUCAGCCACAUCAACCUCACGCCUUGUUUGGAUGCGGAAUCGUUUACUGCAACGGUCGUCUUCGCAUUGUAUUUUGUCUCGGAUUAGUGGGGGGGCCGAGGGUGUUCUGAGAAUGCUUCCCAGGUCGAUCUUUGCUGGCGCCGCACUGAAGCUAGAUAUGACGCCCAAGGUCGCGUUUCGUCACCGUCUUUCGCAGCUCCGCCAGAACAUGACCGCCAGGUAUCGGACAUUGCCACAGGACAUACUGUACCGCUCAUGCAGGUUAUGCCGACUCGGGCAGAAGGAAGGUCCACAGCUGUUCGAUUUCGAUGCUCGGAGUAGCCGUGGAAAUCGACAAGGUGCUCGGCGUGGGAAAGUGCUGUUAAGGGAAAUGCGGUCAGUCACCGCGACUGCAAUUGCCCUACCCUGCAAGAUGGCGUGGCGUCCGCCCCGGUCAUCUUCUCAAGAAGACGAGUACAUACCUGCACAAACGGGCUUUGGGUGUUGCAGAGAUUGUCGGAAGGUUGUUGGGGGAAUAUGCCGCGGAAGCUGUCACGCCAAGUUUGACACCAUGAGGGAGAGCAUGCUGAGGGUACGGGGGAGACGUGGGUAUAUCUCACAUACAGUACGUUCGCGCAGUUGCGCCGCGACAACUCCGCCGACGCUUUUUCCACCGCUCCUCUUUUCAACGUUGCUUUUGGGAACGGCGAAACCACACACACCCAACUGACCUGAGCCUUUGUGGGACAUCUAAACCAGAACUCCUGAAAAGCGCCAACCCCCAAACAACGUGCUACUAGCAAACCUUCGGCGCCCUGCAAAAGUGGAAGAAGCCCUCCUAGGACAUUGACGCAAAGGGUAGUAGCAUUCCCUGACGGGGUCGGUGUGGG
Messenger RNA from Fimicolochytrium jonesii, 939 nucleotides. RefSeq lists its product as uncharacterized. Bases 102 to 779 code for a protein of 225 amino acids. The record is from RefSeq and is a predicted model, not a curated record. The transcript has 3 exons. NCBI's taxonomy places the organism in Eukaryota, Fungi, Chytridiomycota, Chytridiomycetes, Spizellomycetales, Powellomycetaceae.